AUGCUCUUGGCCGCUACCGCGAUCUUUCUCUACUACACGGCAUGGACUCUGCUCAUGCCAUUUGUUGACCCCGGCCACCCUCUCCAUGAUCUGUUCCCUCCGCGCGUCUGGGCGAUUCGCAUUCCCGUCAUCCUCACUCUGUUGGGUUCGGCUGUGGUGGGCACGUUUAUCGGUAUUGUGAUGAUCAACAGCAACAAAAAGAAGGCAGCCAAGGCCAAGGCUGCGGCGGCGAAGAAGAAGACUUGA
Aspergillus terreus NIH2624 is the source of this 246-nucleotide messenger RNA. Its product is annotated as dolichol phosphate-mannose biosynthesis regulatory protein. The coding region runs from base 1 to 246 and encodes 81 amino acids. The record is from RefSeq and is a predicted model, not a curated record. The transcript has 2 exons. NCBI's taxonomy places the organism in Eukaryota, Fungi, Ascomycota, Eurotiomycetes, Eurotiales, Aspergillaceae. Gene Ontology annotation, molecular function: enzyme regulator activity. Gene Ontology annotation, biological process: GPI anchor biosynthetic process. Gene Ontology annotation, cellular component: dolichol-phosphate-mannose synthase complex; endoplasmic reticulum membrane.